AUGAAUACGAACGGGUCCAGGCUGGCCGAGACCCGGUGUGCCGGCGGCAAGGUAGUUCAUGAACAUGCCGACCUCGAACACGGUGUACUCGAGCCCGCUCGCGCGCACCGCCUCGAGCACAGGCCACUUGGGCCGGAAGAGCGCGAUGGGGGUUGUCCGGGAUCGAGCGCACGACGAACUCGCCCGGCGCGAAGCGCGUCACGCGCCCGCCUUGACGGCCGCGUCGAGCAGUGCGAGCUAGCGCGUCCGUUGAAGGCGUCCGCGUCCGUGCCGGCGAUGGUCGAGAUGACGGUGUGCACGCCUUCGAGCGCCCCGACGAGCGCGGCGGGGUCGGGCGUACGAGACGGCGACGAUGGGCACGCCGAGUUUGUCGAGGACGGGGUGAUGGCUCUCGCGGCGGCAGAGGACGACGACAUCGUGGUUGCCGGCGUCGACGAUGGCCUCGACGAUGGCCUCGACGAUGUAGAGGCCGAUGCCGCCGACGGUGCCUCCUGCGACUGCGACUUUGACCAUUGUUGUGAGCGUAUGAUGGUGAAGCGGCGUGCAGAGGCUUUACUAUUUGAUGCUGGUCUUCUAUUCUAG
Messenger RNA from Phanerochaete carnosa HHB-10118-sp, 582 nucleotides. RefSeq lists its product as uncharacterized. Lineage: Eukaryota; Fungi; Basidiomycota; Agaricomycetes; Polyporales; Phanerochaetaceae. The record is from RefSeq and is a predicted model, not a curated record. The transcript has a single exon. Bases 1 to 582 code for a protein of 193 amino acids.